UUAAUACUAUCCAUAAAAUGAAACCUAUGGUUUCAAACAACAAGCAUAGAUGUCUGACAUUUGUCGCAGAUAUCAUGUUUGUCAUAUUACUUGUACAACAAUUGACUAACAAUGUGGGCACAGCCGGCGGUGCGUCCAUACCGGGGCCCGAUAGCGACAAACUAGUGGAUCUGACCGGCGAUUUUUGUCCCGACUGUGCGCUCCGUAAGCCAACCCGCUAUGGAAAACGUGGGGACAGUAGUAGUGUUGGCAGCGAUGACGGCUUCGGCGGCGGCGACAACAGCGGACAGUUGAGUUCAGUGGACAGUUUGCUGGACAAACAGCUUCAAUGGUUUAAUCAGAAACAGUCGGCGAUGUCGUCAUUGUUGAACAAAUGGAUAAAAUAUUCACAGUUUAUAAAGGAUAGGGAGGAAUGGGAUCAUAACGUAUUGAAAACUAUCGGAUGAUUCAGUCAACUACUACUACUACUACUACUACGGCUA
Messenger RNA from Oppia nitens, 482 nucleotides. RefSeq lists its product as uncharacterized. The record is from RefSeq and is a predicted model, not a curated record. NCBI's taxonomy places the organism in Eukaryota, Metazoa, Arthropoda, Arachnida, Sarcoptiformes, Oppiidae. The transcript has 3 exons. Bases 18 to 446 code for a protein of 142 amino acids.